Olea europaea var. sylvestris is the source of this 766-nucleotide messenger RNA. RefSeq names its product HVA22-like protein k. Bases 345 to 617 code for a protein of 90 amino acids. The record is from RefSeq and is a predicted model, not a curated record. NCBI's taxonomy places the organism in Eukaryota, Viridiplantae, Streptophyta, Magnoliopsida, Lamiales, Oleaceae. The transcript has 3 exons.
UUUUUGUAGUUUUGUUACAUAUAUGCAAAGGGUUAGUUAAAAAUUGACUUUGAUUUUUGAUUCAUGAUGAAAUCCAGAUUGUUGCGUGAAUAUGGAUGUGAAUGACCAUGAUAUUUUCUGUUGCUUGCUUAAAUUGCCUUCCCUUUAUAAUAGUGCAAACAUAAAGAGUAAUUGAACAUGUGAUUAACCAAAAGUCAUUGUUCUAUUUAUGUGAUAUUUAUAUUUAGCUUUAACCAUUUUAGAAUUAUUUUUGAGACAUGAUUUGUGCUCGCACUGCAUGCUAGUCUUGUCAAUACCUCACUUGAUUCCACUUCCUGUUUCUCCAGGGAGCAAGGCAAUUGUAUAUGAACCACUUGCGCCCUUUCCUCCGAAGACAUCAAUCCAGGCUCGAUCAAAUUGUGGGUUUCUUGUACGAUGAAAUGGUUAAAUUUGUGAGUAAUCAUCAAGGGGAAAUCCAGUUUGCAAGGAAAUUUUUUAUGAAGAUUUUAGCAUCAGCUAAUUACAUGGUUCAAGAAAUCGUUCACCCUGGACGAAGACAAACAAGUGGUGCUGCUAUUGAAGGUCCACCCCAGCACGGAGAGACUUCGGAAUCUGGGGAAUCGGAAGAUGAAGAAUGACUCACUGGUCCACCCCAUUCUCCCGUAUUUAUGACUACGAUAUGCGAAUGAUAUAUUGAUUAGAGUAGAAAUAGCAUAUUUCAUAGACAAUGCAAUCUGUUACAUCUCAUAGUUUACGAAUCGGUUGCUUUUUGUUGCUACUUGAAAUA